AUGCCCGAAUCUCCUCAGAAAAAACAUCUGGGACAGGGUAUCCAGAGACAAAACGAGCAGUACGACUGCCAAAACCAACUCUCAACCAUCGGAAUGCGCAUUCGUCAGUCCGUCGACCGCGGGUACCAAAUCAGCGCAGGACUCGCCACUCAACAACAACAACAACAACAACAACAACAGCACCCAGAGGCGCCACGUGACGCAUGCUUUGUGCAGGAUAACUCGGAAAUGACCAUCCCCAUGUACAAGAGAGUGCCCAUGCCCGGGUCCAAGCAGCCACCCAUGCUAGUAAACGCACGCACCGUGUCGAGCUCGAGCUCGCUCGAGAUGUGGGAGCAUCAGCUGGACGAGAGACUCGAGUUGAUCGACAACGACAUUAUGCGCAACAAGCGGGCCUUCGACCAAGUAGAGGACUGGUGA
This is a messenger RNA of Lachancea meyersii CBS 8951, 420 nucleotides long. Lineage: Eukaryota; Fungi; Ascomycota; Saccharomycetes; Saccharomycetales; Saccharomycetaceae. The record is from the annotation of a GenBank genome assembly.